UGUGUAUUCGACUGAAACUCAGAAAACAGGGCACUCGUCGGAAAGCAACCUUACCACACGCGACAAACACGUUAUAAAAACUUAGUCAUUUUGAGUAGAAGAGGGAAAAAAAUAACUGUAUCUAAACUGCCAAAAAUAUUAUAGAACGUGUUUUUUAAAGUUGUAGGAAUAUUUUCUUGUUUUGUUUAUUUGCAAAUCACAGAAAGAAACACAUUUUUAGAGUUAAACUAACAACUUUCAUUUUUUUUUCCGGGCUGGGUAAGUAUUAUUUUAAGUCGCGUGAAAUACAAUUAGCGUGCAUAUGUUUAUACACACGUCACUCACAAAUUUGGAUGUUGUUUGUUGAUAGUUUUGUUCGCAGUAAAACAGUAUUUAUCUUGGAAUCUUUGUAAAGCAGUAAAUAUUUCGGAAUGGAAGAACUAUAUGAAUACGAAGAAUAUCUGGACGAUGAAGAGGAAAACGAUCCAGAUCCACUGGCCGGUGUGAAUACGGGAAUCGAUACGAGAGUAUUUAGUUUUGAUGGCGAGCUAGGAUUGCGACCGAUGACUGACGAUAGAGAAGAGGACGUUGUAUCUGAAGUAUCUUCAGGAAACGGUGAAGAAAAGUCUCUCGGCGAAUUUGUAUUUUCAUUCACUGGAAUAUUUUGUCGGCGACUCUACCGUAGUCAACAACGUCCGAAAGAGAAAGGAAGAGCGUUUGUGAAUGGUAACUCAGUUGAUGAAGUUAUCGAAUCAAUCUGGGCGCAAUCUAAAGACUUGGUGAAUCGAAAAGUCACUUUUGAAAACGACGUUCCUAGUUGGGCAGAGAAGAUCGAACCAACCAUCGAGGAUAUCCAGGAGUUUGUACAACUGCAGGACGAGGUAAAGAGGAAACUUUAUACAACAAGUGUUCUAACACCCCGACUGUUGAGGAACUGGCGAAACAAAUGUGUAAAAGUGUUUGUAUACGCAUUCUCAACUAGCGUCGAAACAGCGGGCCAAUAUCAGCAAAUAUCCAAAAAAUUAUUGGCCCCUGCCAAUCCAGAUCGAGCAGGAGCCCAUUCUACCAGAGAUGAUGCUGCGUUGGCUGAUGAACUACGUAGGAAUCAUUGCCACCUCGAAGGUCAUCAGAGUUCAUGGCUACUAUGGGCCAAUUCUAUCAAUUCAUCUCCAGCACAUAAGCAAGAGGCUUUGAAAAAAGCCGAAUCUCCUCCUAUCGAGCUUUCGAAGUAUUUUCGAUGGUCCGCUGUAUCCGAAGCAGCUCGUUUACAGUCUGUUCACCGGGGAAUGGUUGUAGCUCAGACAUCUAAUUUGGCCUGGUGCCGUGAACUGGAUGACUUGAAGACCGAAGUGUCUCUUGGAAUCUCAAUUUUCCAAGGGGUGAUGCGAAAACUGGAAGCCAUCCCGGAUAAAAAAUACAAUACAAAAACAAUAUAACGU
This is a messenger RNA of Aedes aegypti (yellow fever mosquito), 1418 nucleotides long. RefSeq lists its product as uncharacterized. Bases 411 to 1415 code for a protein of 334 amino acids. Lineage: Eukaryota; Metazoa; Arthropoda; Insecta; Diptera; Culicidae. The transcript has 2 exons. The record is from RefSeq and is a predicted model, not a curated record.